AUGGCUGCAAGAAUUGGAAUUGGUUUGGAAGAAAAUGAGAGCCUUAAGCAACAACAUAAAGUCCUUCAAGAAGAAGAUCGAGAAACUUUAUGUAUUAAUUAUGAAUUGAAAGAAGAACUUCAAGAAAAGAUCUUCAACAAACGUUCUAAAUUUGUAUUCAACUUGCAAAAAAUAUUACAAAUUCCUCCGAAAAUUCGUGGAGCUCUUAUAAUACAGGAUGUAUUAUUAGUUCUUAUGUGUCCCGCUGAAUAUUCGGAAAAUGCAAGGUCGAUUAUGAGAGAAUGUUUAUAUAAUGCUGGGUUGAUUGUAGAUAAAUGUUCAAGUCAAUUGCAAUUGGUUACAGAAGCUGAAGCUGCUACGAUAUAUUGCUUGGACCAGCUUCAAGAACAUGAACUUGAAACAGGAAGAAGCACUUAUAUUGAUAGAGAAUUUAUCAUGUAUUUAAGUAGAAAAGAUCUCGAAGAAUUUGCUCCCGUGAUAAAACAAUACAUUACUGAUGAGAAUAAAAAACAUUUGGAAGCGGAGGAUUGGUUAAUUGAACUUAACUUUAAUGACAUAAAAUCAAUGUUUGACCCUGUUGUUAAAAAUGUUUUACAGUUGAUUCAUGCACAACUUAAUAGUUCGCCUGAAACAUGUUCGGCGAUGUUUUUAGUUGGAGGUUUUAGUGAACCAAAAUAUUUGCAAAAGAGAAUUAAACAAGAAUUUCAACAUAGAGUACGUAUCAUUUUAUUUCAUAGUAAUCCUACGACUGCAAUUGAACUUGGAGCUGUGAUGUAUGGGUUAUCUUCUAUGAAUUCAGAUUCAAAUGUUAUUGCUUCAAGAAUUAUUAAAUAUACUUAUGGUGUUAAAACGAAAGACGAUCCAAUUCAUAGAAAAGUCAAUGAUGGGCGCAUUGAUAAAUUUGAUUGUUUGGCCAAACGUGGUACUCCAAUGAAUGUUAAUCAAGAAAUUACGUGUUCUUAUUUACAACUUUAUCCUACUCAACAAAACUUACCAUGGAUCUUUCCUGGCUCAGGUCUCGAUAAUCUUUCUUUCGGAUUGGCUUUUGGACAAAUGGAAGUUACUGCCACUACAACCGAAAUUAUGACGGGCAGUUAUGUUGAAAAAUUUGGAGUAGGUGUUGAAAAAUUAAACAAUAAAUUGACAAAUUUAUUAGAAGAAAAUAAGAGGCUUAAACAACAACAUAAAGAAUUUCAAGAAGAAAAUCGAUACAUCUUACAAGAAAGUGAAAUGAUAGAAAUAUUAAAAAAAGAACUCCAAGAAAAAGAUGAGCAAUUGAAAAAGCAUCAACAGCAAGAUUUUAAUUUUGAAAGACAAAAAAAUGAAAUGCAACAACUCGAAAUGAUGUCUCAAAAUUUAGAAAAAACUCUAAAAAUGUUGGAAUUUGAAGAACUUCCUUUGUGUGGUUGUGAUGACAAAAGUAUUAAAUCUGCCAACGAACCUUUUAGAAAAAUCAAAAAACACGAGAAAUUGUUUUCGAUUGCCCGUCCAAGAACGCUUAAUUUUACUUAUGGAAUUAAAGUAAGAAAUCAAUGGAUGCCAAGCGACCCGAUAAAUAGAAAAACCCAUAAUGGGCAUAUUAUUCGUUUUGCUAGUUUAGUUCGUCGUGGUACAGAGAUAAUUGCUAGUCAUACAGUUUGUGCUUUAUAUCAACUGCUUUAUCAUAAUCAAACUGUUGCAGAAUUUAAUAUAUAUUAUACUCAACAAGAUGAUCCAAAAUAUUGUGAUGAUCCUGAUAUGGAGUUUUUAGGGCAAUUUUCUAUUGAACUCCCUAUAUUAUGCCAUCAUGAACUACCUAAAUUAUUACUAGAGAUUACUUUUUAUAAAGAAAAUAUUGAUGUUGCUGUAAGGAAUCUAAUGACCGAAAAGAUUUUUAAAACUUGUUUUCAGUUUUGCGAGGAAGAUUAUUAA
Messenger RNA from Funneliformis mosseae, 1911 nucleotides. NCBI's taxonomy places the organism in Eukaryota, Fungi, Glomeromycota, Glomeromycetes, Glomerales, Glomeraceae. The record is from the annotation of a GenBank genome assembly.